UUUCCUGCAACUGCGGGGGGUACAGUCAUUGUUGCCAGUUCAACACAGCAGAUGCAGUCACAUCCAGCCCAACAAUAUGCGUAUCCAAACACGAUGUAUACAGGCCAAGCUCAUCCUAUGCAUACAGAACAACAAUGGCCUGCAGCUACAACCCCACAACCACAUCACGAUGGAGACAUGUCUAAGCCUCAUAACUUGGCUUGA
Molecule: messenger RNA, 204 nt
Organism: Candidula unifasciata
Lineage: Eukaryota; Metazoa; Mollusca; Gastropoda; Stylommatophora; Geomitridae
Source: the annotation of a GenBank genome assembly